CAGAGAUUUAAUAGAUACCAACGAUGUGUUCUUCAGAAAAACUGCAACGCUGGUCCCUACACGAAUAGAAACAAGCAGUUUGGUGAAGUUACGGUUUUGACAUACUCACGUGCUGCGUGACACGUUCAUUUGCGGCAGGUUCCGCUCAUGCGCCGAGACACGGUUGCCUAAAAGCACAUGUCUCUCUCAUCCUGUUGUAGUACACUACUUGCUGAAUCGCCCACUAAUCGAUAGGCUGUGAGGGAAAGUGAAUUUGGACAUGAUAGUUCAGAUUAGGUGGUUUCCCUGUCUGGAGUGGCUCUCCCUGCCAACAAAUAAUUUGCACCUUCUAUGUUCACGUUAAAUCGAUUAAACCCAUGUGGGUGACUCGAGAUAAACUUGCCAUCAGCACGAACGCCGUGAGGGUGGGGUCAGGAAGGAAGCUGGUUGGUAACCUCUGUGACUGGUGCGACAGGAGUAUCAACCCUACCAAACCCUGUCUGGCUGGCGAGUGAGUCCAAAUUAAUGCGGCUGUUGAGCAUUUUCUCGGUACGCGGAUCGAACGUGAGCAUCAGAGGAAAGAAAAUCAUUUCGCCUUUGGCGAAGACAACGUGAGCAUACACCACAUCCGCAAGGUACCUCUGAACAGCACUGUCUUUCCACAAUGCCCUUCAGGCGUGAGACUCAAACACUGCCACGUACGGAUCGAUUUUUCUCAGCGGUGAGAAAGCCUCAGACGCAGCUUUAUUCAAUCAUCAAUAAGCGCUUUCCGCUUCCUUACAAACAUUCAUUUGACACAGUUUUUUCCAAUUCGUCGUGAUGAAUCAAAGUACGUUGACUACGCUGGGUGGCCAAACUGUAGUCGCUUCACGUUGAUCGGUCGUCUCAUCCUUGGGUAACCGCCAAGACUUCUUUUUAACGGAUAUGCAAAGUGUGACCUCCACGCAUAUGAGUCACCGUGACUGCGUUGUUGUUUUUAAUGAGCUUCUCAAAACCUUGUUGAAGCAACAUAUUCAGGACCGCUUAUCUUUGGUGCCUUUUCGCCGAUGUGGUGGAGCGCGAGGUGCAUGGUGUGUGCGCGCACCACAUGCGAACGUGGCACAGUGCACUAGACUACGCACUGUUCGCGAUCUGGGACGAAACUUGUUAGAAGUUUAAGAAAGCAACGAAACUUCACUAAUUGCUAGCUCCGGAAGGCGGGAGAUUCAUGGAGGCGCGGACGAUGUCGUAAUCUGUGUGUUCUUUCCCCGGCUUUCCCAUUUCUUUAAGGGUUGGUUAUCCCGUUGAGAUAGCUGUUCUCAAGUCGUGCUCGCUAUUAGAGCCUGGAGGGCGGCCCCACUAUUGGCGCUUUUUCCUUGGUGUCGAAUGUGAGCCCUUUUAAGAAAGGGAAGCGAAUUCAAUUUAAAUGUGAUCCGUGUAACGUUUCAUAAUGCACACCUGUCAAGCCAUUUUCUAUUCGUGUCUAAAAUGCGAUAAUGAGCACCCUUGGCUUAGACUUGUCAACGCCCGGUUAACUGGCAGCUUUUCAAAACCUUGUCACAAACACAAAAACCCGUCUUGUCAGUUUUUUAACUAUUUCGCGCUGGGGGCCAAAUUUGGGAAAAAGUGAUUCUCCCUUUAGAUUCGACUGCUGGAUUGACUGUUGGUUCGGCCUGGGAUGGUAUUUUUAGAUUGGUGCACGAGAUCGGAAAAUGUUUGCAUUUUUAAACCGAAAGUUCAAUCCAACUGUGCACAUUUUCACCCUCUUUUUCCGGCUGGCCACCCUUACUUUUCCGUCCUCCCUAGUCCAUGUGCUCUCUGUCUUCCAUCAUUCAUCUUUGAUCAUGUCUGUUUCUGCUCGCAAUUUGCGCUGCAAACUGCGACGCUAAUUGCUUGGAAUGGCCCGGUGGUUUUCGGGCUAAAGGGAAAAGUGAAAAAGACACCUAAAGUCGUCGUCAAACCUACUGGUUCGUGCGCAUAACUCUUCUUGUUGUGAAGCCACAAAGAAAGGGGAAAGACACGCGAUGACUUUGACUGCGGGUUCCACCGGCCUCUGGCAUCAUUUCAUACGGUUACCGUCACUCUAUGCAUUCAAUGAACGACUGUUUAACUUGCUGAUUCCAGCCCCCUACCCGUGUUCUGGAGCGAUCCUGCGUUGAUGCAGCUGUUUCAAGGAGGUCUUUCCAGUGCCAACAACUUCCGUCAAAAAGCAAUCUGACCCCAUAUAUCACCGGCCGGGUAUCUCGUCGGCGCACCUCCCACACCAACUCAGUAUUGUUGCUUCCAAGUUUGUUCAACUUGCCGUGCUCGUUUUUCUUCACCCAUACAGGGCUUUUUUCAGGGCUUUCGCAGCUUCAUGGUUUGGCUGACUCUCAAAAGGUGACACCCGUCACGGUAGUCACGAUCAGUCGAGUUCGACGACCGUCCUGGAGAACCACCGAGGUUCUUGUGUUCUCCAGUGCGACCUUUAUUGGAUUCAAUACUGGACACACUACUCCGUGAUCAUGUUUGUGUCAGCAAGUUGUUUUCUGCUGGAACUUAUAAAGAAUUGCGGCAGCCUGAUUUGCGUUACGCUCUUGCUUUGAGGGACUUGAGCUUCGGUAUCUGCGUAGAUCGAUGCCCCUUCUGCGUGGAUUCUCCGGUCGUUUGUUUCCGUUGUUUCUAAUGGUUGACGUCAGUCGCAAUUGAACAUUUGUAUCUGUGACCAUGCACGCCUCCUUCGUGCCUGCGCCACCACCACCGCCAGAACCGCCUGCAGUUUUGCGGGCCAUGACUCGGCCGGAACUGACAGGGCGGAGCGGCCCCGUCGGUGGCCCUCCAAAUCCUCCCCUGUUGUCUUGUCCUCGUCGCGGUCCCGGCUCCGCAUCAGCCGGUCAUCCACAUCCUCCCGUUCCCAGAGCCCCGCCAGAUGCGCCCACAAAUCAGCAGCUGUAUGGGGUCUCCAGACAUCAGCCGCCCCCACCCGCCUCUGCGCCACCGCAAGUGGGAGUCGGUCUGCUUCCUAUUCCUACGGGCAAUACGUUUACUUGCUCUCGGAGAGGCCCUCCACCCCCUCCUCCCUUUAGCGAACGGGAGGAACGCGAAAGCGACGCCUUUGCUACACGGGCGUCGGGCACUGUAGGCAUUAGAGCAGUAAGACUUCCAGAGUCUCAUCCCGCCGCCAGGGGGCCCUACCCUCAGACCGAGGUGCUCCACAUUUCGAGGCGUCACAGUGCUCAUGAAACCGCAAAUUGUCUGGAUCUCUCACACCGCGGAGACGCAGACCCUGCGGAGACGCCUCAGAUGUCCCACGGAGACCCCCCGCCUCCUGUGUCCUCCCGCGAACGUCAGGACAACGCCCAAAACCUAGAUGGCUUCCGACACCUCCAUCGUCAACACGCUGAUUAUUCCUACGAGGAUGCGGGCUUCUGUGAUCACGACAGGCUAAGAGGACCUCGGGAUUUUUCACUGCCCCAAGAGCCCAGGGAGGCGUUCAAUCGAGAACCCCGGCAGGGCAGAGAGCAAAGCCCUGUGGUGCUGGUUCUACAGUCAAGGCAUGGCGACCGCGGGGAUAGCCGACAGUGGCCGCCUGAAAGGACAGAUCAGCGACAGUACGAGACAGACAAGGACCUCGAAAAGGGUGAGUAUCGUGCCGUACUUAAAGACAGGCCCGAUUCCCCUGGUCGCCGCAGUCGCAUGGACGACGAACCUAACUCGUCUGAUUUUUCGCCUCGCGAAUGUGUGCCAGCCGAUUUCAGCCGAGCUACAGCAGGAGGUACGUUUUCGGAACCUCAGAUUCCCCGCUGGCAAUCACGUGAACUCGACCAACGCUCAUAUUCACCGCACGGGCCGUCUAGAUCUGGAGCCCCCAUGGCACCCCCUGUACAGUGCAGUGCACCUAAGGGAAAAACACUUGUGUCUCUCUCCUGUAACCCUGCGUACGAGCAGCAAAGGUUGCGCAAGCAUCCCCCACGUCUAUGCACACGCAGAUGUAGCCCUGCUCCACCGACCGGACAUAGGCUGCCGCUCCCCCGAGUCGCAAGCUUCUCGAGGGAAGUCGAGUCUCUGGCUGCCUCAUAUAGUCCACUGUCACAACACCACAUCGAUUCAAGUGCCCCUUGUCGCCGUGCAAGUAUUCCGCUAGAACCCUUUUCACGCGCUGCCUCCCCAAGUCCUGUCAAGUGGCAGUCUGCGGCGCCGGCAUCGUUGCGGCGAACUGAACACAGGAGACCUUGCCUCGUGGAAUCAGUGAGCUGUUCCAGAAAUGACACCGUUCGGAGGGGCCGGUGCUUAUCUCCGAAGCCUCCGAUUCCCUCCGAAAGGGAACACUGGGCGAAGUACCGGAGAUUUAGUGAUAGCUCGGGCCGAAGCACCCGGACGCCGCCGUCGCAAUUCCGUGGAGAUGCGUCCCCCUCUCAGCGCAGCAAUUCCGCCUGGAAUGAUCGAUCAUUUACACAGUCCCCCUCAUGUCGUGUUUCAUCCCAAUCUCCUAGGCGUUUGCCUGUUCCUACCAUCCUCUCAGCUCCGUCUACGUCGUCGCAGUGCGCAUCCCGCCAGCUCCCUCCGCUUCGCGUUAACAGCGCCUCCGCCACCGACUGGAGGAGAUUUCCGAGCAGUGAGAGUCCUUCGCGCAUUUUCAGGGAGAUGCCUCGCAGAUUUGAAGGCGCAGACACGCCGCGGCGGUCCAGAGGCCUGUCCUCUCCUCGGCACAGCGGUUUUCCCUGGCAUCAGCCUCCGAGUCAACUGACGCCUUCGCCGUGUUCGCAAGCUCUUUCGCGUCUGCCGCCAUCUCCCAUAACGCCGUUUGGCGUCGCGGGGCCCCAGAGGUCCCCCGGCGGGGCGCCACCCUUGCCGGUCGAACGCAGGUCCCCGCAGAACUCCGGCAGUCUCGACGACCGGAGGCUCGGAGGCAGCGACGGACAAAGAGGGGAAGGCAAGAAGCGCUCGCGCGACUUUCCGCAGGAUGAUGUCUCGCCGCUGCAGCCUGCGGCGCCGCCCGUUGUCCUGACUGUCCGAGGGGGACUUAGCCACUCGCGAAGUGGGCUGGAGGUAGAAGCAGGCAGACCCGAGUCUCGCCCCGCAACAGAGAGGCAGAGGCGACGGAAGCAGCGCCAGCAGCAACGCCGACAGAGAGCGCGCAGGCGCCAGCAGAACCAGCAGGAAUCUUGCACUGGGGGGUCCUCGGUGCGAGAAAGUCCCCGAGACAACCACAGUGUGUGCGGCCAGGACGAGGAGCCGGAGCGCUCUUCGAGAGGAAACCAAACGGUUACGGCGACGUCAUCGUUGCCCCUAAUGGUGCGCCGCGCCAGCAACCUGAGUGAGUCUACCGACAGUGACCAAGAGGCAGAGAGAGCAACCGGGGAAGAGCGCCAGCAGGACAACGAUGACCCAUGGGCUGCGUCACUCGAAGACAUCGAACAUCACUUGAAGAAGAGGAAAACGACGGACUUCGAUGUCGCGGCGAAAUCGGCGCAUUUCCCUGAGCGCGUCGACGCAACAGCAGCAAUCGACUUCCCAGCUGGUUGCCAGGUGCCGCCGAACUGCGAUGAACUGUUUCUGCCUCCGUGGCGAGAGCGACAGAAAAGCUCGAACGGACGAGUUGUCUACCAGUUCGAACUCCUUCAACAGGGGCAUUUGGCCGCCCCGUGGCACCGACUUACGGGGGCUUCGUCCCCAGACGGGCACCGCAUCUCGCAACAUGCCGUGGUCGCAAAGUGCUCGUCUAGACACUCGCAGAACCCGCAUUCCUUUGGAAGGGGGCGGCAAGAGCCUUCUGUAGGAAGAGGGAGAGAGCCACGGUUCGAGUCACAAAUGGUCUCGAGUGUUGACGGGGAAUGCAACCCUCCGAAAGAUUCUUAUCCGCCUGCUUCAUGCACUGACGGAGAUCACGGACGCGCUGAUGAUACGAUCUAUGAUAGCGGCCUCGCUGCCAGAGGUCCAGGGAGCAGCUGCUCGAGCAACUCGAGCCGAAGGACAAGCAUGAGCACAUGUCACAACCAGGAACAAUGGGGAACAGAGCAUACUCGCGGCAGCGAAAAUUCUGACACAUGUUUCUGGACGAAUGAGAGAGUCCAGCGUUCUCUGCUAACGCCGUCCACGCGAGCGCCUACGGAAGGGGAAGGCAACCAAGACUCGCGGUUCCAUGCUGGGGUAAACUAUGAAGAGUGUGAGGCGCAAAAGGACGAGUCGUUUAGAAGGGAAAGUGAUACAAUUCGGUCAACACGAUGCUACGAUGCUGCACAGGAGGGCUGGUGGAGCGACUGGACAAUUCAGUUGAAAAAACGAGAAAACCGUGUGCACGAGAAAGAUGGCCAUAGCAACAUGAUGCUUCCCCCAGUACAGUGGUGCUAAUAUGAGACGGGGGCCCGCAGGCAGAAAAUGAGAGUAGGAACGUUGUGUAACUCAACUUGUAAGCUAGCCACACUUGCGGGGUGGUCACAGUCGUAGAUCAUGGUGCCCCACGAGGGCUGCUUUUAACCCCCAGAUGGCGGGCAAACCACAAUUGAAGAUGUCGACAGCUCGUGGAGCCGAACAAUGUUACAUAUCACAUGUUGAGAAAGGUGAAAACGUGAAGCGAAUGGACGGCAACACAACGAACGGGCUUCUAGCAUACGUUAAUAAAAACCUGUCGUUUUCAUGCUGUGUGCAAAGUUUGGUGCAGUAACCGGAGAAAACGCGCCAGUGAGGGCGUGGACUUCGGAAGGAAGUCUAACGAGCAGAAGCCGUAGAAUAUCAAAACUCGACGAGGAACCGCACGCGCCCCAACUCCAGCGUAGCAUUAUUGUCUCAUUUGUUGGUAUGCUGACAUUUUUAGGCUUAUACAAAGUCAGAUUCACGGUAUAGCUGUAGAUAAGGAAAUGCGCUAGUAUCUGCAAAAAUGUGGAUUCGCUGACAGUUGAGUCCAGAGUUGCAAACCAUUCAGGUGGAUCCAGGAAAACGACAUCCCGUAACAGGUUUGCCCGCUGUCCUGGUUUGAAGAAGUGAUGUCCUACGCGAAAAUCUGCUGGUGUGGCAAAGAGUAGCCAGUCUCCGUACUUGUACCACUGGCGCUUCAGAGUAUCCCAGCGAAACACUCAAUGCCUACCUCGGCG
Molecule: messenger RNA, 7028 nt
Organism: Toxoplasma gondii ME49
Lineage: Eukaryota; Apicomplexa; Conoidasida; Eucoccidiorida; Sarcocystidae
Exons: 1
Coding region: 2665-6288 (1207 amino acids)
Source: RefSeq, a predicted model, not a curated record